AUGAUACCGCCUGUUGCUCCUGGGCAAACAGAAGAAAAACAAAAUAUGGUUGGAUGGAAAAAUACUUUCAACAUGCGCCAGAUAAGUCUCAUGAACUUGGCAGCCAGUCAACUGGGGGUGAAAAAUGGUGCAAAAUCUGUUAUUCCUGCUUACAGAAGAGCAUUCAGUAUAACCAGUCCUUCAAAGUCCUUGGACAUUCUCCGCAAGAACCUUCAAAACGCCAUCAACAAAGAUAUUGAUACUGUUUUGAAAAAAUACAUAGAUAAAUUCUUUCAACCAGCUAUCAACAACAUAAAAAAUAAUGUGGGAAAGGAUAGUGUGCGUGAAGAUCAUGUGAAAGAAGUGUGUAAGCAGAUGUUAGAAGAGGCAAAAUUGAUGUACAAAGUCAGUCCCAGCUCCAGAGAUAGCUCACCAUAUGAAUACUGUCACAGUGAAGCUGAAUCAGAAGCUAGUUUGACCGAUGGAAGACUUGGAAGAUUGAGCCCCGUCAACUACUACAAACGUAAAGAAUCCGACACAGAGUCGGAAUCUGCCAUGACUCAUAUAGCCCCGUUGGCCAAACGGCAUCGGAACAAAACCCACCAUUCCACGGACUACAGCAGCUGCAAGUUGUCUCUGAAGAGGGAUGGGCCCAAAUGGAACCCGGACCGAUUGAAGAGCAACACCCUGUUCAUCAUGGGGGCUCGAGCGAAUAAGGUCCUCGGAUAUGGACAGACCAGAGGAAGGUUGUAUGUCAGACAUCCAAAUUUGGUCAGGUAUUCAGGAGACCAGGAAGACAAAGAAUGGCUGGCCUCGAAGAAUCUAAUGCCUCCCAGCGGUGGAAAAGCAUACUUGAUGCUCCUCGAAGACAUCAAAGAGCUGACGGAGAGCGAGGAGUACAGACACAGCCCUAACCUCCAACUCCUGGAGUUGAAAGGAUUCGAAGUACCGCUGUUCCUCCUACUGAAGAUCAAAAACUUCAUCGAAUACGUACGGAACGAAAGAAAAUUACUCGCUCACGUGGAUUUGUAUGAGGAAAGCCAUUCGUCCACGCCUCCUUCUAAUAUGGCGUUCGAUUCGCCGCUGUCAAUCGAUAAUACUGGGGACAAUUGCUUCAAAACGGAUUUUUUCAACAUGUCCUCGGAUAUGAGCAAUAACAUGACCAGUUCCGUCAUUUCUAGUAUUCUAGCUGGCCAUUUGUCCGGCAUCAAUAGUAGUGAUAACUCUCAAGAUUUUUGA
Phaedon cochleariae (mustard beetle) is the source of this 1218-nucleotide messenger RNA. The record is from the annotation of a GenBank genome assembly. Lineage: Eukaryota; Metazoa; Arthropoda; Insecta; Coleoptera; Chrysomelidae.